AUGUUAAGAAACGCUUUAAAAGGACAAGCACGUUUGGUGUUUAAAAGAAAUUUAUCUAUUCAUGAAUAUAGAUCAUCUCAAUUAUUAGGACAGUAUAGUAUUCCACAUCCUCGUGGUUCAAUUGCAUUUUCACCUGAAGAAGCUGAGCAAGUGGCACAUAAUUUAAAUGUUGGUACGGUUGUUUUGAAAGCUCAAGCUUUAACUGGUGGACGUGGUAAAGGUCAUUUUUUAGAAUCUGGCUUAAAAGGUGGUGUUAAAAUGGUUAAUAGUAGUGAUAAAACUGAAAUUAAGAAUUUAACAAAACAAAUGUUAGGUAAUCAUUUAAUUACAAAACAAAGUGGACCAAAGGGUAAAUUUGUUUCAGGUGUUUAUGUUGUUGAAAAAAUUGAUGCAAUUAAAGAAAGUUAUUUAUCUAUUAUUUUAGAUAGAUCAACAAGAACACCGGUGAUUGUUUGCUCAAGUGAAGGUGGUGUGAAUAUUGAAGAAACUGCUGAAAAGAAUCCAAAGGCAAUUAAAAAAUUUCAUGUUGAUCCAAAACAAGGUUUAACUGAUAUUCAAGCACAUAAAAUUGCAAAAUCUCUUGGCUUUUCAUCAAAGACCGAAAAUGAUACCGCAGAGACUGUUAAAAAACUUUAUAAAAUAUUUAUGGAACGUGAUGCAACACAAGUCGAAAUCAAUCCAUUAAGUGAAGUUACUGAUGGUCGUGUUAUGUGUAUGGAUGCAAAAUUCGGAUUUGAUGAUAAUGCAUCAUUUCGUCAAGAAGAAGUAUUUUCUUGGAGAGAUUUAACUCAAGAAGAUCCUGAUGAAGUUAAAGCUAAAAAAUUUGAUUUAAAUUUUGUUAAAUUGCAAGGUAAUAUUGGUUGUCUUGUUAAUGGUGCAGGUUUAGCAAUGGCAACAAUGGAUGUUAUUAAAUUAAAUGGUGGUGAUCCAGCAAAUUUCUUAGAUUGUGGUGGUGGUGCAACCCCUGAAACAAUUAAGAAAGCAUUUGAAUUAAUUUUAUCAAAUGAAAAAGUGGAUGCAAUUUUUGUUAAUAUCUUUGGUGGUAUCGUUCGUUGUGACCACGUUGCAUUAGGUUUAGUUAAUGCAGCAAAAGAACUUGAUGUUAAAGUACCAAUUGUUGCAAGAUUGCAAGGUACAAAAUUGGCAGAAGGUAAAGAAAUUAUUAAACAAUCCGGAAUUAGUAUUCAUUCAUUUGCUGAACUAGAUCCUGCUGCUAAGACAGUUGUUGAAUUAGCACAUGCACAUGUUUAA
Molecule: messenger RNA, 1251 nt
Organism: Maudiozyma saulgeensis
Lineage: Eukaryota; Fungi; Ascomycota; Saccharomycetes; Saccharomycetales; Saccharomycetaceae
Source: the annotation of a GenBank genome assembly